AUGAAUGUUUCAAGGGAGCUUUCCCUUAAAGAAACAGCAUCAGUGCUCUGCCAGCUAAAGUACGAGAAUGCUGUGUAUACAGAAGUUGGCUUGGAAAUAAAUAGGCCUUUAAUAAACUCGGCUAUUGAUAAGUGGGAUUACAUUAUUGUGGAGUUCAUGCAAUUUUCAUUUUCAGCCCAUGCCUAUAGGAUUUGUAACGAAAGUGGGGAUUGGCUGUGGGGGAACUGGACCAACUACACCGAAUGUCUGCAGUUACUGCGUCAAGACUGGCUCUGUAAGUCAAUACUGACACUCAAGAUGUACGCUGCCAUGGCUAGCAUUAAUUGGAUGUUUGUGGAAGGACUUCUUCUACACAGUCGGAUCACCAUCUCUAUAUUCAAUAAGGAUGCACCUUUCAAACUCUAUCAUUUCAUUGGUUGGGGUUUUCCGCUAGUUUUUGUAGUUUCCUGGGCGUCGAUCAUGUCCCAGUUUCUGGAUUCGCCAUGUUGGAAAGGGUACGGAAAAACCAAUUACAUAUGGCUCGUUACAGGACCUAUGAUAACUGCGCUCUUGAUCAAUACAGUUUUCCUGAUCAAUGUCGUACGAAUAUUGGUUACCAAGCUCCGGAUGAGUGUCUCCAUAGAAACGAUUCAAGUCAGAAAAGCCAUUAAAGCUACUGCUCUUCUCUUCCCCCUACUUGGAAUCACUCACCUUCUCUUCUGCAUCAAUCCUCGUGACGAUUCUCACCUAGAGAGGGCUUACAUGAUCACCAAUGCUGUACUCCAAUCUUCCCAGGGAAUAUUUGUUGCAGUUCUGUACUGCUUCAUGAACUCGGAGGUGCAGACUGUUGUACGGAACGCCUACUUGCGCGCCAUGUUACGGAGAAAUCCCAAUCAUUGCUUACUUCGUGGACGAGGACUGUCACAUACAUCUGCCACGUACUUAUCAAAGUCCGACAAUACUGUUUCCGACACUAUUCGUCACAAGAUGUCGCCAUCUGCAGAUAUUAUGGUACCACUACACAACGUAUUUCUACCUGAGGAGUAUUUUGGGAGAAAAAAAUUUAAAGCGCCAGAAGCAAACUCCGAUAGCGAAAGAGUGAGAUGCAGUGGUGCUGCCACCUAUCUUCAAUAACUCAAACCUUCUGCUGAGUCACAAGUUAGGCUCAAAACGACCGACGUAGAUGUUAUCGAAAGGAUUUUUUUUCUGUCUCACUGUUUUUUCCCCACCGAAUACGUGUUGUUUAAACAUAGAUAUAAAGAACAAAAAACUAUCAAGUAUAUAUUUUAUAUUGUGGUUUGUUUAAUAUUACAAUAUUGGAGUCAUUAACAUUUUUUUAAAUGUUUACAUUGCUGCAUAUUGCAGAGGCUUAGAAGAUAAACAUCGUAAUGUUACAAAUACUCAGUACUCUUAUUACUACGCUGUUUUUGUGUGUGUGUGUGUGUGUUUUUUACAUGUUAAAACUCUUAAAGUAUUUAAGUUAAACCUAAUCACAAGCCCUCUGGUGGGUCAACAAUAAGUUUACGGACUUUCAAAAUCCUGGGUUCGAUUCCCCGCGGUUGACAAAUAGCCCCUUGCGUAGCCUUGCACUAAGGAAACAACAUCAACCUAAGAAUAAUUACGUUAUAUCUAUAGCUUGGUUCAUUGCAAUACCAAUAAGACGUGAUAACAAAUACAAACAUAGAUCUAUUGAAUGUUAAACAGGAAUCCUUUAUUAUAACACUAAGUCCUUUAUUAUAACACUAAGUCCUGUAUUAUAACACUAAGUCUUUUAUUAUAACACUAAGUCUUUUUUAUAACACUAAGUCCUUUAUUAUGACACUAAGUCCUUUAAUGUAACACUAAGUCUUUAUUAUAACACUAAGUUACACAGUAACAUACACAAAGAAGUAGUAAUGUAAAAAUAUUACAUGUGAGAUUUUGAACAUGAUUAACUAUUACCUUUCAGUAUUUGUGCCAAAUAUAGAAAAAAAUCUCAUAAGUGUGAAGUAUUCGCUACUAUUUUUAUUUUGAUUCUGUAGUACAUUAAAAUAAUAAUACUUUUGGGAUUGAGACCGAGUUUUCGUUCAUUGUCUAUCUUAAUGUGAGAAACAUGUAUCCGAAGGUUAUUACCCUAAAUCUUCCGCUGAUGUACCCACUGCUGAAGAUAUCUAGUCCUUAAGCUAAGAUAACACAAACACAGGCCAUCAUAUACUUUUGAAUAUGCUUUACUGAUACGAGAUAUUCUGCCUUGAGUAAUAUCAAAGAACUUAGACAAAUGUUAUUUCUCGAUCCCUUGGUAACAACCAACAUCCGGGAUGUUCCUAUCCGCUUUGAAGACAGUUUUUUUUCGAAGUGAACUUAAUCGUAGACUUGUUUGUAGUCAAGCUUGAGUCAUUAAGUGUGGAUCUAUUGUUAUGGUGUCAGUUGCUAGGAUAAUUGGUGUGAAUUAGUAUUUUAACCGAUGUCAAGCUCGAGUUAUUAAGUGCGGAUCUAUUGUUAUGGUGUCAGUUGCUAGGGUAAUUGGUGUGAAUUAGUAUUUUAACCGAUGUCAAGCUCGAGUUAUUAA
Molecule: messenger RNA, 2527 nt
Organism: Limulus polyphemus (Atlantic horseshoe crab)
Lineage: Eukaryota; Metazoa; Arthropoda; Merostomata; Xiphosura; Limulidae
Product: corticotropin-releasing factor receptor 2-like
Exons: 9
Coding region: 1-1113 (370 amino acids)
Biological process (GO): cell surface receptor signaling pathway; adenylate cyclase-modulating G protein-coupled receptor signaling pathway
Cellular component (GO): plasma membrane
Molecular function (GO): peptide hormone binding; G protein-coupled peptide receptor activity
Source: RefSeq, a predicted model, not a curated record